AUUUACUCUUUGGUUGAACUUCAACCAUACAGUGUGUACUUAUGUGCUUGUACCUGUUCUGCUGGUACCCUAAACCUUCAAGGAGCUACAGUUAUGGCAGAUAUCAGCAAAACUGAGAAGGUUCAGCUGCACGCCCCAGAUUUAGAAGAGCUGCGUGGUGUAUUACAGGCAGGGCUGCAGGCCAACUUUGCUGAAGUUCAAGUGAGUGUUGUGGAAUGCCCAGAUCUCACCAAAGAGCCCUUCCACUUUCCUGUCAAAGGUCUGUGUGGAAAGCCUCGCAUCACUGAUGUUGGCGGUGUGCCGUACCUGGUCCCCUUGGUUCAGAAACACAAGGAAUACAACAUGAACACCGUAUCAAAGGAGCUGGAGCUGCCAGGAGCCUUCAUCCUCGGUGCAGCAGCCGCUCCCUGCAGGAUAGUGGGAAUGAAUGCAGAGCUGAUGCCUCUGGUUCUGACCGAAGCGGAGGGAAGGCCCGCUGUGAACAGCAGCUACUUCGCCUCCAUCAACCCAGCCGACGGCCAGUGUCUGCAAGAAAAAUACAGCAGCAAAUUCUCUGACUGCAACUUCGGUCUGCUGGGCAAUCUGUACGCUUGUGAAGGGAAGUCCGGAAAGGUCCUAGAGGUGCGGGCCAAGAAGAGAACAGGCAGCCACAGUCUUGUGACGGCGUUGAGGAACACUCUUGAAGGUCACUACCCCGAUAAAAGCCUGGCUCUGGGAGGCACCUUCAUCAUCCAGAAGGGGAAAGCUAAAAUCCACAUCAUGCCGAGAGAGUUCUCGGCGUGUCCCCUCAACAGCAACGACGAGGUCAACAGCUGGCUCAAGCACUUUGAGGUCAGCGCCCCGCUCAUCUGCCAGUCAGUGCUGGUGUCCAGAGACCCUGGUUUGGACCUGCGCGUGGAGCACACCCACUGCUUCAGCCACCACGGAGAAGGUGGCCACUACUACAUAGACACCACCCCCGACAGUGUGGAGUACCUGGGCUACUUCAUGCCCGCAGAGUUUGUCUACCGCAUCGACAGGCCCAAAGAGACCCAUGCAGUUGGACGAGAUUGAAAGAUGACUGAAUGAAUGAAUCAUGUUUGCAGCACAGCAUCUUUUAUAAUCAAGUAGUGUGUGAUUAUAUUAGGUUAUACUGUAUGUGUCCUAAAACUGCACAGAAACUUACAUUUUCCAACGAAAAAUGCAACAUUUCUGUAAAUAGUUACUCUUAAAUCACAUCUCUAAAAAUUCUUAUGCAUUUCUUAUAAACUAAAUCACUACAUCUCAUGUAAUAAAACAUUUUUAAUUUGGA
Molecule: messenger RNA, 1291 nt
Organism: Sebastes umbrosus (honeycomb rockfish)
Lineage: Eukaryota; Metazoa; Chordata; Actinopteri; Perciformes; Sebastidae
Gene: bkgd
Product: chromosome 17 C11orf54 homolog
Exons: 8
Coding region: 94-1053 (319 amino acids)
Cellular component (GO): nucleus
Molecular function (GO): hydrolase activity, acting on ester bonds; zinc ion binding
Source: RefSeq, a predicted model, not a curated record